Molecule: messenger RNA, 1141 nt
Organism: Didymodactylos carnosus
Lineage: Eukaryota; Metazoa; Rotifera; Eurotatoria; Philodinida; Philodinidae
Source: the annotation of a GenBank genome assembly
ACCGUAUUAAUAGGUCGAAAUAUCGAAUUAUAAUUUUAAUGUUUUAGUUCUAAUUGUUUAAUUUUUAUUUUUUAUUAUUUGAUUAAAACUUUUUAUUAAAAUUCUUAAUAUGAUAGCCGCAUUGGUUUUAAAAUUUCUAUUGGAAAACUUAAUAUUUCUCGAUUUGAACGUUUAUGAAAAACAUAAUUUAUGACUAGAAACUGAGAUCAGAAAGUAUAGUAACUAAAAUAUAUUUUUGUUGAUUGCGUCUACUUUUAGUGUCUUCAAUUGUGUCGUCUUUGGCGCACAAUCUGUUGGUCAGGCGGCAUCACUAGUACCAGAUUAUAGUAAAGCAACUGAAUCAGCUUCAAAUAUUCUUGAUUUAUUUGCAAUAAAACCAAAAAUUGAUAACGGUUCAACCGAUGGAGAACAAAUAGCCAAUUUUAAUGGUGAAAUUGAAUUCGAUGGUGUGUAUUUCGUGUAUCCAAACAGACCGGAAGCAAUCGUUCUAAGAAAUUUGAAAUUAAAAAUUAAGCCUGGCAGUAGUGGAUGUGGAAAAUCGACCACGGUACAACUGCUAGAACGCUUCUACGAUGCAGUUGUAGGUCGAUUGCUACUAGAUUCGAAAGAUGUUCGAAGCCUUAAUUUACAAUGGUACCGUUCUCAAAUUGGUAUCGUAUCGCAAGAACCUAUUUUAUUCGAUGUGUCUAUUAGAGAAAAUAUUGCGUAUGGUGAUACUUCAAGAGAAGUGCCAAUGAAUGAAAUUAUAGAAGCAGCAAAAAAUGCUAAUAUUCAUAACUUUAUUGAACAAUUACCUCUGGGUUACGAUACGAAUUGUGGAAGUAAAGGAACACAAUUGUCAGGCGGGCAGAAACAAAGAAUUGCAAUAGCUCGAGCAUUAGUAAGAAAUCCAAAAAUUUUAUUACUUGAUGAGGCAACAAGUGCCUUGGAUCAAGAAAGCGAAACAGUUGUACAGGAAGCUUUGGAUCGGGCACAACAAAAUCGUACAUCAAUUACAAUUGCUCAUAGACUUUCAACAAUUCAAAAUGCAGAUUUAAUUUGUGUAAUAAGACAUGGGCGGGUUGUUGAAAGCGGACGACAUAAUGAAUUGUUAGCGAAACAAGGCUAUUACUUUAAACUAGCUCAAAGCAAGCUAAAGUGA